Pseudopipra pipra is the source of this 742-nucleotide messenger RNA. RefSeq names its product serine/threonine-protein kinase PAK 3-like. The transcript has 6 exons. The record is from RefSeq and is a predicted model, not a curated record. Gene Ontology annotation, cellular component: cytoplasm. NCBI's taxonomy places the organism in Eukaryota, Metazoa, Chordata, Aves, Passeriformes, Pipridae. Gene Ontology annotation, molecular function: ATP binding; protein serine/threonine kinase activity. Gene Ontology annotation, biological process: regulation of MAPK cascade; intracellular signal transduction; protein phosphorylation. Bases 48 to 629 code for a protein of 193 amino acids.
UUUCUGACAUAAACUAAUUCUUGCCACAGAUCCUCAAGAGCUCACCAAUGGCAGCUGUUGCUGCAGCACCACAGUCUGAAGAAAUCUCCUUUCCCGACACUGAAAUGCCAAGCACAAGCACCGGGAAAGGAGACACUCGGAAGAAAAGCAUUCCAAAGGAAAUCACGCACCGGCCGCCAAAGCUAUUGCCACUAACACGACGUUUCCUUGAUGACCUCAAGGGCAUUGUGAGUGAGGGGAACCCUACGAAGAAAUACACUGUACAGCAGAUAAUUGGCCAAGGGACUUUUGGAACAGUUUUCCGAGGAGUUGACAUUGCCACAGGAGGACAGGUGGCCAUCAAGAAGAUUUUUGUUCUCGACAGAAAGAACAAAAGGGAGCUUGUUUUAACUGAGGUUUCACUCUUGAGUAGCGUGAGGCACCCCAAUAUCAUUCGCUAUAUAGACAGCUACCUUUUCAAUGAAGAACUCUGGCUGGUGACGGAAUAUGUGGAGGGAUGCACCUUAGGCGAUGUCAUUUCCAAACAAGCUCUUGAGGAAGAGAUGAUAGCCUCUAUCAGUCGGGAGGUAAGGGAUGCUGCCCUUGCUUCUGACAGCUUGGACAGGAUGGUUCUUUGCAAAAGGUGGUAAGAACAGGAGUGAUUUCCUGUUCAGAGCUUUGUUUCUGCGUUGCUGUUAUGAUGUGGAGAAGAAAAGAGCAUCCAAGUGAACGGCCUGCCAGUCUCACUGCAUUUCUUGUACUC